AGAUGGAUUAUUCAGGCUCAUCCUCUGGCAUAUAGGCUCUUUCUUUCUUCUGACCUCCCCUCCAACCACCCUCACCCCUUCACCUCCCCCACUGUUCCUUCUACUCCAGGUCUACAACCUACACAUUUGUUCCUUUUCUCUUUUAUUGUAGACUACUUGGAUGCUUCAGCAACAGAGAGAAAAAGGCAAAUUUUCAGCUUUUUUCCCAAGAAAAUGGAACAGUAACAGAAGAUAUACAAUCAGGAAGGAUUUAUGAGGGCUUUCCUGAAGGCAAACUGGCUCUUUUGAGACUAUGGUGGCUGCUCAGCUAUUCUUUCUCAUCAGCCUGCUCUUUGUCAUCCAGCUGGAGCAGAGCCGAGGGAAGGACAUCUCAUUAGGUGAUAAUCUCCUGGAUCCAGAAAAACAUCAAGGAGGUAAUGAGGUCAUCACUUCAUCUCCUGUACUGGAAACAGAACUGGAUAAAGACAGCAUAACUGGAUACAAAGGGUCUCGUCUCCGCCAGGAAGACUUCCCUCCCCGGAUUGUAGAGCACCCCUCCGAUCUUAUCGUGUCCAAAGGGGAACCAGCUACGCUAAACUGUAAGGCAGAGGGCCGUCCAACCCCAACAGUGGAAUGGUACAAAGAUGGCGAACGCGUUGAGACGGACAAAGACAACCCACGCUCCCAUCGUAUGCUGCUGCCCAGUGGGUCCCUCUUUUUUCUACGCAUCAUCCACGGACGACGAAGCAAGCCAGAUGAUGGCAGCUAUGUCUGCGUGGCCCGAAACUAUCUGGGUCAGGCAAUCAGUCACAAUGCAUCCCUGGAAGUAGCUAUCUUACGGGAUGAUUUUAGACAGAACCCUGUUGAUGUCAUGGUUGCUGUUGGCGAACCUGCAGUGCUCGAGUGCCAGCCUCCCCGUGGACACCCAGAGCCCACAAUCUCUUGGAGGAGAGAUGGCGCCAACUUGGAUGACAGAGAUGAACGCAUCACAAUCCGGAGUGGCAAGCUUAUGAUCACCAACACCAGGAAAAGCGACGUGGGAAAAUACAUUUGUGUUGCCACUAACAUGGUGGGGGAGAGGGAGAGUGAAAUUGCAGUACUCACAGUGCUAGAGCGACCAACCUUCGUUAAACGUCCCAGCAAUGUGGUUCUGUUGGCGGAUGAGAGUGUGGAGUUUCACUGCAUUGUUCAAGGAGACCCUGUCCCCACCGUCCGCUGGAGGAAAGAUGAUUCUGACCUCCCUAAGGGCAGUCUUCAUACCAACAGAUUUGAAAUCCUGGAGGACCACACUCUGGUUGUUCGCCAAGUUGCCUCUUCAGAUGAGGGCUCCUAUACUUGUAUGGCAGAAAAUAUGGUUGGGAAGUCUGAAGCAUCUGCAACACUCACAGUGCACGUCAACACCGUGCCCCCUGCCUUCGCCAUACGCCCCAGGAACCAGGUGGUGUCAGUGGGCAGGACGGUCACCUUCCAGUGCGAAGCCACUGGCAACCCGCAGCCAGCUAUUUUCUGGCAGAGGGAGGGCAGUGAGAGUCUUCUGUUCUCCUACCAGCCACCGCAGCCCUUCAGCCGACUGUCUGUCUCCCAGAUGGGCAGUUUAACCAUUACAGACGUUCAACGCUCCGACGCCGGCUUCUACAUCUGCCAGGCUCUCAAUAUAGCUGGAAGUGUCAUUACUAAAGCUCUGCUAGAAGUUACAGACGGUGGAUCAGACCACCCCCCUCCUGUCAUCAGACAGGGUCCUGUCAAUCAGACUGUUCCUGUUGACAGCACAGUAGUACUGAAUUGCCAAACUGUUGGUACUCCGCCUCCUAAUGUUCAUUGGAAGAAGGACGGCACAUUGGUCUCUCCAUUGGACUCCCGGAUAUCCCUUACAGAAACAGGAUCACUGAAGAUCCACUAUACCAAACUAGGGGAUUCUGGAUUCUACACAUGUGUUGCUACUAGUCCAAGUGGAGAAGCUUCCUGGACCGCAUUUCUGCAAGUAGAAGAAUUUGGCAUUGUCGUCCAGUCUGGCCAUACCAAAGAUUCCAGCCUGAUUCCUGGUGCCCCAUCUAAGCCUGUAGUUUCUAACAUGAGCCAUUCAUCUGUCACAUUGUCAUGGAAGUCAAGCACCAAUCUUGGUCUACCGCCGACAUCCUACCUAAUCGAAGCAUUCAGUUAUGCAUUAGGAAACAGAUGGGUGACCUUAGCAGAACAUGUGAAAACAGAGUCCUACGUUAUGACCAAUCUGAAGCCCGGAGCCAUUUAUCUCUUUAUGGUGCGAGCAAUGAAUGCGUACGGACUCAGUGAUCCUAGUCCAAUCUCUGACUCAGUCAGAACUGAGGACAGCUCCUCCACCAUGCAGGGGGUGGACCACCGUCACAUCCAGAAAGAACUUGGUGAUGUUGUGAUUCACCUCCAAACACCAACAGUCCUGUCAUCCUCAGCUGUCAGGGUACAAUGGAUGGUCGAACAGCUGUCCCCUUACAUCCAGGGUUACAAGGUACUUUACAGAAUGUCCGCUGAGCACGGGCAGCCAGAAUCACAGUGGACUGUUCUGGAAGUGCGUGCUUUGCCGGGGGACGGGGUGGUGAUCAGUCAGCUAAAGAAAGGAUGCAUCUAUGAGUUCAAAGUGAGACCUUUCUUUGAUGAGUUCCAAGGAGCUGACAGCGAGGUGAAGGUGGUCAGGACAUUGGAAGAAGCCCCAAGAAGAGCCCCCCAGGGUGUCACAGUCACAAAGAGCGAUACCAAUGGGAGUGCCAUCCUUGUUUCCUGGAAUCCGCCUCAAGAGGCAGCAGAUGAUGGAAUCAUUCAGGAAUACAAGAUCUGGUGCCUGGGUAAUGAGAGCCGCUACCAUGUGAAUCAGUCAGUGGAUGGCUCAACCUUUUCUGUGCUCAUUCCCAGCCUGGCCCCAGGAAUACGCUACAGUGUAGAGGUGGCAGCAAGCAAUGCUGCUGGGCCCGGAGUCAAGAGUGAUGUAGCCUUCUUUCAAUUAGAUUCUGCAGGCCAGAUGAUGGACAUCAGUGACAAAAGAGGCACAUUAUCACAGAUCUCUGAGGUGGUGAAGCAGCCAGCUUUUAUUGCAGGCAUCGGCGCCACCUGCUGGCUGAUCCUCAUGAUUUUCAGCGUGUGGCUCUACCGUCACCGAAAGAAGAGGAGUGGUCUCAGCAGCACAUACACUGGCAUCCGGAAGGUCCCAUCUUUUACCUUCACGCCUACAGUGGCAUAUCAAAGAGGAGACUCUGUGUGUGGCUCUGGCAGACCUGUCCCUCUCAACAUGGGUGAGCCUCUGAACCAGCUGUGGCUGCCAGACAACUGGCCAAAUGCAUGUGCCAAUCAUAAGGACUGCAGCAUCAACUGCUGCAAUAAUGGUAACGGCACCAGUGACAGCAACAUGACAACUUACAGCCGGCCAGCUGAUUGCAUUGCCAAUUUUGGAAACCAUCCAGAAAACAAACAAGGAGGACAGCUUGGUUCUGAGACCCCUAUAUACAGCAACGCCAACCUCUCGAACAAGCUAAGUGAAAUUAAAGCAUUCAACAAUGGCAACUACUUCUAUGCAAGCCCAGGAGCAGAAUCGCCAGGCACGUAUGAGCCCAUACCAUAUGCCACCACACAGCUCAUUCAGUCCAAUAUUAAGAACAAGGCAGCUGCUGGUGGCUGUGCAGCUGAGCCGCUGGAUAUACCCAGCUGGAAACAGCCCCCCAGCCUUCCUCCAAUACCAAAGGAGACACCGCUGAUGCAGCACAGCACAGCCGAGCAGAACUGCAGUGAUCUGCAGGGAAACAACGCUAUGAUUUACCCAAAAAGCAUACCAUACAACCAGACCCGCGACCACAACACAGGCGGCUCCCACCAGAGUUCAGACAGAGGCAGCAAUAGCACCUCAGGGAGCCAAAAUCAAAAGAAAGCAAUGCGGGCCCAAAAGAUUUCCAAACACAAUGCAGUGAGCUGGGGAGAUGCUUUGUCUGAUUCUCAUCCUAAUGCCUGGGACUGCGAUGACUAUAGUUUGCCCAUGGAGAUGAGCUUUGAUCGAGAGCAAAGACUUGAAAGCUGCCCCACUCCACCAGUCAGAGGAAAAGCCUCAUCUACUACUGAAGUGUCCUGUAGUUGCCUGGCCUCUUCUACCUCACAGGGAGACCUUAACAACGGCCUUCAGGUUGAUGCCGAACAGCUUGUCCACACCUACUGCUCAAUAGUGGACACAGACGGACUGGAGGAAAACAAUGGGGAGGUCGGCAAGGAGACAGAGGUUGAGCUAGUGGAAAAUCUCUACAGUCAAUCCCUGCAUCACAUGAAGCACAAACACCAACCGCUCCACGCCUCCCCACACAAGCUGCUCCUGCAAGGUCUGGAGCAGACGCCAGCCUCCAGCAUGGCGGAGCUUGACAGAUCAGUCACAGGGUCUAUGGUAAACAGCUGGGGAUCAGCAUCCGAGGAUAACAUCUCGUCGGGCAGGUCCAGCGUUGUAAGCACUUCAGAGGGAUCGUUUUUCACAGAUGGUGAUUUCAACCAGGGAGUCACCUCUUCCAGGGACGUAGUCGGCCUGCGUAUGUGCAGGUACCCAGAGGUGCCAGGUCGCCGACACCAGCGACCAAGUAGCCCCAUGUCCACGGACAGCAACAUGAGUCCUGCAAUAACACAUAAACGGCCCAGACGCCAUAAACAGAACCAGUCUGCACAACAGGACCUUCAAUCCAAAGAUAUCUUCAGCGAUGACUCUUGCAUGCCUCUAAAUUUUAUAAGCCAGGCAUCCCAUGGCGACUACAAAAUGAGGGGGGCUACUCUGCCACGGAUGGGCUCUGGGCAGGGCCGGGGCAGGCGAGGCAGCACUGGGACUCACAGGGUCAGAGAGGGAGCAAUCGAGCAGAGAGAGAGUCAGGAAGAGGAUCCUCAAGGGGCCAAAGGAAACAACAACAACAUACAGCAUUCAGAAAUUGGGGAUGUACUUUUGUACAGUCGUCCAUCUUUCCCCUCAGGUCAGGCUCAGAGGGAUUCAGGUUGUAAUUCAUCAAACUCUCAGUCAUGUGGAGGAUCAAAGUCCAAACAGAAAGAGCAGGUCGCCCUCAUGGAACAGGUGGAAGAGUUUAUAAAAACUUAAGAAGCAUUGGGAGCACAAGAGGAGUAUACCACACCUGUCUCCCGGGACUAUGCUUUAAAAUAUGGACAUAAACCCAGAACGUACUGCACAAAAUCCUUUUCUACUUAAAAUUUCUCAUUUGAUGUUAAAAAAUUCUCUCAUAUUAAAUGGUGGACUUGUUUUUUUUGUUGUUUUUUUCUUGUCGAGCAGCAUUCAGGUCCCUGAACUGCUGGUUCUUCUGAAAGUAUAACAAAUGCACAUUCGAUGGCAGAUAUGAGUCCAUACAGAAGUGUUGCUUAUGGCAACUGCUUGAUGCUCUUUGUGUGAUGUUUGUUUGUUGUCUCGUUCUUGCUCUGUAACUAAACUAAAGUAAUUACCAGCCAUCUUGUAAAUUGUUUACCACCACAGAAGUGCUUCAGAAUUUUAUAUAACAGUGUUAAUGUCUUUUUUAGGUGAUGUACAUUUUGUCUCUGUAUUAUUUGUUCUACUUUGGUUAUAAAAGCACAAUCACUUAAUUUUAUUUGAAUUCAGUGUUGAAUGAAUUUUAGCCAAGAGGAAAUCAGUUGUUCAGUCAUGUUAAUCAUUUUUAUCACUUUAUGUCAGGCUGAGAAAAAGAUUUAUUGAUUGUGAUGUGCAUUGAGUUGUGUACUUUGAAGCUGCUUUCAUUCAAAUUUGAACUAUCUCUGUUGUGUGUACUGGGAAAAUUGCAUGCAGAUUCAAAACGAAGGACAUUCUUUCCUAAAAAUAUUCCAUGCUUUGCCCUUUAUUUGGGAUUAUAAAAAAGAAUGGUCAUGGACCAAUUCCAUUUCUUGUUUCCCAGUGCUGCGUUUAUUAGAUAUAUUUCUCUAUUCCCCUAGCAUUGGAAACAAGUUGUACGAGUAGGGCUGGGCAACAAAUCACCAAUUUACAAUAUAGAAAUUACAAACGUAAACAUACAUCUGCACAUAGUUGAACUGUGACUUUUGGUGGAACAUUUGUUCAGUAAUGUUAAAAGUAAACAAGUGUAUAUUUUUUACUUUAUUCUUAAAUGUUAUUACAAUGCCUUGCAGAAGUAUUCCAAUUGCUUGAAUGUUUUCACAUUUUCAAACCUUUUCACAAUGCAAACUUCCAUGUAUCGUAUUGAAUUUCAAUGUAAAAAGGUCAACACACAGUAGUUAAUAAUUGGGAUAUUGAGGGAAAAGAGGUUUUGUUGGGCUUUUUUUCAAAUAAAAUGCUGAUUAAGGUGG
This is a messenger RNA of Cyprinodon tularosa, 6264 nucleotides long. Its product is annotated as roundabout homolog 1-like. Gene Ontology annotation, cellular component: axon; plasma membrane. The coding region runs from base 293 to 5059 and encodes 1588 amino acids. Gene Ontology annotation, molecular function: cell-cell adhesion mediator activity; axon guidance receptor activity. The transcript is spliced from 31 exons. The record is from RefSeq and is a predicted model, not a curated record. Gene Ontology annotation, biological process: axon guidance; dendrite self-avoidance; homophilic cell-cell adhesion. NCBI's taxonomy places the organism in Eukaryota, Metazoa, Chordata, Actinopteri, Cyprinodontiformes, Cyprinodontidae.